AUGGGAGAAGGGAUCAUGAAGAGCUCUGAAGGUUUCGCCUGGAUGUGGGGCACCGCCCUCGUGUGCUUCAUCGGCAUCGGGUACUUCAUGUGGAAGAAGAAGCAAGAACUGCUCACGGCCACCGCCAUUGGCCGCGUGCCGUCGGCAACCAACGUCGAAGAAAACAACGUGUAUGUGCCCAGUGCGACCCCCGUAGCCACCGCCGUGCCUGCCAAGGUUGUAGGCUUCCAUUUCUCAUACACGUACUCGUAG
Messenger RNA from Aphanomyces astaci, 252 nucleotides. RefSeq lists its product as hypothetical. The coding region runs from base 1 to 252 and encodes 83 amino acids. NCBI's taxonomy places the organism in Eukaryota, Oomycota, Saprolegniomycetes, Saprolegniales, Verrucalvaceae. The record is from RefSeq and is a predicted model, not a curated record. The transcript has 2 exons.